AUGAAGGCUGGAAUUGCAGCCUUCGUAGCCGGGCUCCUCGGUGGGACGGGCGUUCUGCUGUUCCUCAUCGCUUUUGGGACAGAUUAUUGGCUUCUAGCUACAGAGACGUGUGGAGUCUUUGAGCAUGGAAAUAAUACUCUUCAGACUGGGGAGGCUGAAAUGCCAACCGAGGUCAGAAAGGAGAUCCUCACUUUCCAUCAUGAGGGCUUUUUCUGGCGGUGCUGGUUCUUUGGUGAAGGCGACGUGGGGACCAUCUGGAGCUUCUGGUACACUAGCCAAGCACAUCCCAAGUACUGCAUGCAUGGCUACCUGUUUCCCAUGCCCAUUGCUCUUGGACCUUUUCCUCACCUUCCCUAUGAUACAACUGCAGUGUACAGAGGCUUCUGGACGGCGUUCAUCACCGUGGCCGUGGCUGCCAGCCUGGUGGGGGGGUUCCUGCUGGUGUGCGGCGUGCCCUUUGUCAACCCCCGGUUCUACAAGGUCGGGGGCGGAUUCCUCCUCGCUGCUGGAUGCUUAUUUCUGCUGCUUGUGUUUCUGUUUGUGAUGUGGAAGGAGUUUGCAGCUGAUCUUCAGAAGUACAUUCUCCUGGAGAGAAGUGAGAAGUGCAUGGACGACGUGCCAGUACACGUGUAUUACGGAUGGUCGUUCAUGUUUGCUGCCGCGGGGGUGCCCUUGGUUUUGCUGUCUGGACUUCUCUUCUAUCUUGUUGGCAGAGACAUUAUGAAGUCCCUGGAGUAA
This is a messenger RNA of Rhea pennata, 738 nucleotides long. RefSeq names its product transmembrane protein 182-like. The record is from RefSeq and is a predicted model, not a curated record. The transcript is spliced from 5 exons. Gene Ontology annotation, cellular component: membrane. The coding region runs from base 1 to 738 and encodes 245 amino acids. Lineage: Eukaryota; Metazoa; Chordata; Aves; Rheiformes; Rheidae.